This is a messenger RNA of Ixodes scapularis (black-legged tick), 1302 nucleotides long. Its product is annotated as nicotinamide N-methyltransferase. NCBI's taxonomy places the organism in Eukaryota, Metazoa, Arthropoda, Arachnida, Ixodida, Ixodidae. Gene Ontology annotation, molecular function: N-methyltransferase activity. Gene Ontology annotation, cellular component: cytosol. Bases 385 to 1158 code for a protein of 257 amino acids. The record is from RefSeq and is a predicted model, not a curated record. The transcript has 4 exons.
GCGUUCCGGCCGAAUGUGGGAGCAGCACUCGCGUCAAACUUGUGGCAUAGAUGGCCUUCUUUAGCAACGCCUCCUUACCUAGGAGGCGUUGCUCACGCCAACCUUCAAGGUCGCCAUGUCUGCCAACAAUCGCCAAACUUGUUGCACGGCCUCUUUAAUUAUCUGCGCGCACAGGUAGAGUGACAAAAUGCUGAGGCAGUGAUAUGGACGUGGCGUAAUCAGCUCUCGCUUACGGAGGCGAAACGCACUCGGUACGGCUAUAGAUUAGGACUCCCGCGCGAACAUAAAAGCGGCAUUUGUGAUCGUGACUGGAUUGUGCUUGUGGGAUCAACCUUCAACGAAGAACGAAGACUCCCAAGGUAACUUAUCCCUGGCCACUACAUCAUGAACCAGGAAGAACUUGCGGAAAAGUACAGGAGUCAGUUUGUGCCUGAAGACUAUCCCGAGGCUUUGGAGACGAUUCCUUCAGCCUACACCUUCUACCAAAAAGAGCUGCACACCAUAUUCAGCUCCCCAUCGCUCCAUGGACGAAAGCUUCUGGACGUCGGUUGUGGCCCUACAGUUCACAACGUCUUCCCGGCUACGAAAAAGAUAGAAGACAUUGUGCUCAGCGAUUUUCUGCCUCAGAACAAACUCGCAGUCGAGAAAUGGAUCCAGAAGUCUCCGGAUGCAAUAAACUGGUAUUUUCAAAGCGAACCUUUGGCCAUCCUCGAAGGAUUCACAGACGUAAAGUGUGGAGCGAGGGAGAUCGAAGAAAGGACACGAAUGGCCAUCAGGAAGGUUGUUUUCUGCAAUGUCCUGGAUCCUCAGGUGCUACCUGAAGAGCACAACGAACCAUUCGACGUGGUCCUCACCUCCCUCUGUCUCGAGAGCGCCUGCCUGGAUGAGGGAACGUAUAAGAAAGCUGUUCAAAACCUUGCUAAUCUAGUCACACAGCGAGGGUAUCUGAUCAUGUGUGGCAUUUGCGGAUCUGAUAAGUAUUUGGUAAAGGGGGUCACCUUUCCCGUCUUUCCCGUAUCCGUGGAUCUAGCGAAAGAGGCGAUCACUCGCUGUGGAUUAGAGAUAGAGCGUUGCAGCGUCAUUGAGCAAGGCGCGUCACAAGCUAAGGACACGUGUUAUUGGACGCAGGCGUUUGUCAUUUUAGCUCAGAAGUUUUAAAGGGGCGAUGGAACGAUCUUUAUCCUUUGAGUUAAUGCCGCUUAAAACAAAUCCCUGACGUUAAUUACCAAUGAAACACGUGUACGUUUUUCACCACAGGCAAUAGAAGUCGCAGAAAAAAAUUAAACAAAAAUUAAAGACGUU